AUGCGAGGAUUUGUACUCUGCUUCUUAGCCAUCGGAGUGACGUCAGCAGCCUCCUCCACGAGUGGUCCCGUUACCAUGGACCAAUUGAACAAAGUCAUCGAAAAACUACAAGCGAAUCCCCAGUAUGUUCCCGCCUUUGUCGCCGACCCGAUCGUGCACUUCACUGAACAAGAAAAACAGCAAUUCGUCAAUUUCUUGAACGAAUGGAAUAAGGGAGAAAUAAAUGUAACGGACAAGUUCCAGCUACUGAAGAGCUUGCAAGAGAAUGCACCCACUCUUGUACCCACGUUGUUGAAUAUGUAUAUUACAUAUUCAGAGAAACUUAGUAAAGUCGAUCCAGGAGCGAGAGCUUACACUAUUGAGUGGGUGAACGAAUUCAUUGCGUUGACCAAGCAUCGCUACAAUAUACCAUUACUGAUGCAGAAGGCGAAACAGUUCUUCGACGGACUACGGCAUCUUAGCUUCGGAGACGCCGCUACCUUCGCUGGACAGUUCCCCGAAAUCGCGCACUUGUUGGUGGCGGCGCCUUCUGUGCAAAAGCUGCGGAACUUCACGGACAAAUUACCUGAUAACAGCGAGGCUUACAAGGUUGGUUCCUUCUAA
Molecule: messenger RNA, 603 nt
Organism: Cooperia oncophora
Lineage: Eukaryota; Metazoa; Nematoda; Chromadorea; Rhabditida; Trichostrongylidae
Source: the annotation of a GenBank genome assembly